GACGAUGAGUAGCAGUGGAGUCGCUGGCGCGGAUGGACGUGUUUCUUCCUUGAAUCCAACGGAACGCAUGGUUUGUUGUCGGUUCUAGCGGGCGAGGUUUAUUGCGCGUGAACGGACGGUGGGCAGAGACGCGGUGUGUGUACGAUUCGAGUUUGUCCCUUUGCCAUCGUUGGGUUCUGAGAGAGGAGGGACCUUUUUGGUGCCGAACAGCACGAGACCACUUUCUGUGACUUUGGAAUGGUUUUUAUUAGAUCUAAUGAAUGAAGUAUGAAUCGGAAUUGACUUUGACGACGGCUGAAGGAGGUUCGAGACCGUGUGCUUGGUUUGAGACGAAGAUCUCCCAAUAAGGGAGCGGGUGUGGUGCGAGAAGGGCGAUUUCGGAAGUGGUACCAAGACGAGGGCGGGGAAUGUUUAUAAAUUAAUAUUAAUUCAAUCAACAACGAGAACGGGUGUGACAAAAAAGCUACAGGGAACAUCGGCCGGGUUCGGUAGGCAAACGGCAAAAUUGGAAGUGAAUGUGGGCCGCGCUCGUCGUGUUGUGUGCCGGUUCGGUCACCAAAACACCAAGCUCGAGGAGAGCUCCGGUAUCAGUGGAAAACGCCGCGAGUGGUUCUAAUUGAGACGUUUGCACAAACGCAUUCACUAGAAACUGGUGCACCGCGCACACAUCUAUUUACUUGCGCGCGAUCAAAUGCCGUGCCACUUGCAACUGUUUGGAUUUCGUGAAAUGAAAAUAUUUGUCUCUGCUACUCACUCGAGGACUCAAUCAAUAUACAAAAUCAAAAUCUCUCGGUUCUGUCAGUGAGCACAAUUGAACAAGUGACAGUCGCGAAAAAAUUGCACCCGCUGCCACCCAGCCUCCCCGCGUAAAACGUGAUCAGCGAAAACUGCACCACACAUCGCCGCCGGUUUGUUGUCGUGUUCCCCCGGCAACGGGGAGCUUGAAACCAAAAACAACGAAAGUGUGCAAACGAGAGCUGUUUUUGUAACAUUUUUUUCUUCUACUUGCUUGCGGCUGACAGCCGCCCGUGCUAGGAUCGGGAACGGAUGCUGUGGGAGGUGACCACCCCAGCCCGAAAAAAACGAAACAGUUCAGCUAAAAAGUGAAACCACUUUACCGCCUCCCCCAAAUUCCUUGCGAUCUAGUAUCUGCAGUGACGCGGUUGCGGCUGCAAUCCCGAGGCCGGCCCUGUAUACUGUAAACAAUAGUGAAUGAAAUAUCAGGAUUGUUUUUUUCACUUCAAAUAAACAAAACGAAAAAUUCGCAGACUGCCUGAAGAGUGCCGCAGCCAUCACAAGUGAGUAGACGGACGCGCGCGCUUCUAGAAUUUUGUCUGUUUGCGUUGACAUCUUUUGGCGGAUGCUCCCUGUUCUGACUUGAAUCGAUGGGAAGAAAGUGACCAACUUACUGAUUAGGUCCUACUGUGGUGUGCCAUACGGGUUUGUGUCGGGAGGGGCCAUUACCUACUGAGCCGAGUUCUCUACCGCAAGUGAUCGCCCUUCGAUUGCGUGGAUCGUGUUGGUUGUGGUGGUUGAAUAGUGUGGUGACUUCGGUGUGUUGCAGUGUGUGGCUAGUGUCGCCAGAAGAAGACGUACGAAGAAGUGGCAAACUGCAUCUCUCGGAGUGUGUGCGGCACAUGCAAGAUCAUUGAUCUAUCGGGUUAAUUUAUUGCGCUGUUUACCGAUUCCGGUGUAGGUUCGAGCAUGCGCGUGCUGUUGCUGCUGCUACAGAAAGCGAUCGAGUUGGGAAUGUGCGGGGACCGGUUCUCGUAGUGUGAUCCGCUUUUUUUGCGAUCGAUGGGGAGGCGAGGAGUGUGAGUUAUGGUGGAUUGUGCAUGAUCUACGAGUUCCAUUAGCGAAAAAAGUACAAAGAUUUUAAGCUGCGGUGAAUUGUCUGCGGCUGCGGCUGGAAGGUCGAUUAUUUAACAGGAUAUUCCAGAACACUCCACAGCUCGAGGCAGGGAUCCGGCUCCAACAACAGACAGUGAGGUAGGACUGAUGUUUAACUAAUUCAUGCUCGGCAAACAACAACCGAACCGUGGCUGAGGUAGCCAAAGCAGCCGGUCGUCGCAAAAACAGGUGGAUUCCCUACGAGCCGGUGGUUCGUCUAUUUCGUAGCUUCUCUGGGCUCGCCGUAUCGUGUUUUGUGAACGUGUUUUGGUAGAGAGAGAGAGAGAAAGAAAAAAUAAAUUAAAGCGCACUGUAAGUUCCGGCGAAUUAAUGGGAUCAAGUAACCGAACGAAAAAAUGCCUGAGUUCCGGACUGUUUCGGUCUUGGUAGGAAGGUAAAGUUUUAAACGGUGACGACGUCUGCCGGCAGGAGGCGAUGUGCUGAAGCGAGAAAUGCUGGAAAUUUAAAUGUUGAAUAUUUUAUUUCUUCAUCGAGCCAAAGACCAAAUCCGGGGCAGCCAGUGAGUGGUGCAGUGGUGAGUGGUCCGAGUAGCCGGGUUCUCCAAAACUACAACUGCGAAACAUUUGGUUCUUGUUCGUGUUGGUGGGAUAGAGAGAGAGGAAGGAGACCUCCGCCACACCGGAAACCAUCGGAACGAAACCCGAGGAAGAUUAUAACAGAGUGUAGAGUGGUUUUGGCGAACAAGUUUUGCUGUGUGCGGGUUGUGAAGGUGCUUAUUAUAUUUUUGUGUAGUGGAAGAUAAAGAAGUGCCGAAGAGAGCAUAUAUUCGCUUUUAUAGAUGUGCCAUUAAUAUAGACUAUGUUAGCUGAAAAUUACAACUGAAGGAUCCAUUUGCCGCAAAGCUACUAAAAUAAGGAUUACUGGAUUUGUCACUUACGUGAAACAAGUUAACUGCAAAGCGUUGGCUAACAGAAAGAUUGAAAUCGUUUUAUUUUUCAUCUGCUCACGCUGAAUGAGAACCACGAACCACCAUCUUCGAAAAUUACUUCCGUCUCCCACACCGACCGGAACAGCAGCGCUGGCUAGUCAGGCACUCGACUCGCAGACCCUCCCAGCGUGGGCACCCCCGCCGAACCUUGGUUGCCUUCAGGCGCAUCAGGACCAGUUCGAAUGUACCACAAAGCAUCAACUGGCCAACAGCAGCAUCACCAGCACCACCAGCAGCGCGGAGUAGAUGUGAAAUUGUUGGCCGAUAUUGGAUACAUCGCCGAUCGACUGCGUAGUCUAGAGUACCGCUGGGAGCUGGCCGAGUUGAAGGAUCUCCACAAACGGAUCGUACUGAGCAUCGAUGAUCCUCCAGUGAAUGUGGUGUGUGCGAUCCGGAAUCAGCAGCUGCGACCGGUGCAAUCGGAGCUUCACGGGCACUCUCAGCUGCAGCGGGAAGUCGAGCAAGCCGCGGAAGCGGCGCAGAAAGUUGAAGCUGCCAAGAGGCAACUACGAAUACAAGCUCAGCAACAGCAACAACCACCACAACAACAUUCAUGUGACGACGACGACGACGAAACUCGCGCCAAAUUAGUUCAAUUAGAAGACUUUCUCAUCUCGUUCUACCGUAGUUACGCCGACGUACGUCGAUCCAGCCAAAAGUGUAAAAAAUCGAAGAAACGAAUCGCGCCCACAUCCAUCUCGCUAUCAUUACCGUCAUCAUCGAGUUUGAGCGAAACGAACCCUCGGAAUAAGUGUGAUAGCCAGUGUGCCACCACCGACACAACUACCACCGAAGAACCAAAGUCACAACAAGCGGACAUCACUCAACAAGAACAAUCAUUGAAUACAUCGCAGGUCGAUCGUACUAUGAACCAGGAUCGGGAGACCGGAGAUCCUCACGUAGCAAUUGAACAGCAAGAACAAGCCAAACCACCAACAGCGGAAUUAGCGACCAAUGAGUGCCAACAACAGCAACAAACCCAACAACAACAUCAAAAACAGAUCAGCACCGACAAUCAAAGUGAUGCCAAACAGAAGCAAGGGGAUGAACCCCUGGCAUCAUCCUCAGCUGGGGCUGCUAGUGGCAGUAGUGGCAGUAGCAGUAACAACAGCCCCGCAACGACUCCCCAGAAGUCCGUCCAAAGCAAAGCGGAUAGUAGUACCAAAGAUCAAGCCGAGGAAAACGCGAAUGAAGAGGAGGACGAUGAAGAUACGACGGUCGCUACGACGGGAACUGGGACGACCGCGACUACGACUAGCAGUCAGCGAACCGUAGUCAACGUAGAUGCGGACAGCGUGGAACAGAAACGGAUCUCGGCAGUGUCUCCCGAGGCGAUCAAUUUCCACUCGAGAGCGCGCUGCGGUAUCAUCGAUGGGAAUGGUGACAGUACCGAUCCGGACGACGCUGAAGAUGCGGAUGAUGGUGACGUUGAUGACGACGGCAGUGGCGAUUUGGAGCGAUGUAGGCUGAGAAAGCGAAUCUCGGAGCUGGCGAACAAUUUUGCAACGGCCAAACAGUUCCAGCAGACGUGCGAUAAUAUCGACUCGAUCAACGAUGCCGAACUGCGGGCGCUGAUUCGGGAGCUCAAGCGGAAGAUUGAGUUUGCCGAGCGGAUGAAUUGGUUGUGUCUUUCGAGUCGACCACGCGGUCCGCCCCACCGGAAGACCAGCCUGCCGAAGCAUUCGGACGUGAAAAAGCGCUUCCUGGAGAUCGCCGAUACGACACUGUCGGACGAGGUGAAAUCCGCCCUCCGGCUGCCGGCAUUCGAUUCGUACGAGUGGGAGUACUGGGACGUGAUCCACCUGAUGCAGACCAUGUUCGUGGAGCUGAACCUGCUGGAAAAGUUCCAGAUCCCGCGGGAGACGCUGCGCGAGUGGUUGUACGAGGUGUACAAGCACUACAAUGACGUCCCGUUCCACAACUAUCGGCACUGUUUCUGCGUGGCGCAAAUGAUGUACGCCAUCACUUGGCACACGAACCUGGUGCAGAGGCUGGGCGAGCUGGAGGUGCUGAUUCUGCUGGUUUCCUGCAUCUGUCACGAUUUGGAUCACCACGGGUACAAUAACAUCUACCAAAUUAACGCCAGGACCGAGCUAGCACUGAGAUACAAUGACAUUUCUCCCCUGGAGAACCAUCACUGUUCGAUCACAUUUCGACUGCUGGAGCACCCGGACUGCAACAUUUUCCGCAACAUGAACAAGGACUUGUACAAAGACGUUCGUGAGGGUAUCAUUCGAUGCAUACUGGCCACGGAUAUGGCCAGGCACAAUGAAAUUCUGAUGCAAUUCCAAGAGGCUACUCCCAACUUUGACUAUAAUAAUAAAGUUCACACUAAUCUGUUGUGCAUGGUGCUAAUCAAGGUCGCGGACAUUUCAAAUGAAGCACGUCCGCUGGACGUGGCGGAACCUUGGCUGGACCGGUUGUUCCAGGAAUUUUUCGCCCAAAGUGCCGCCGAAAAGUCGGAAGGUCUUCCGGUGACACCGUUCAUGGAUCCGGACAAAGUUAGUAGACCGGGCAGUCAGGUGCGUUUUAUCGGACUUGUUAUUUUGCCACUAUUUGAAGCACUCGGUGAACUACUCCCGGAACUGACCGAUCUGAUCAUCGCACCUGCACGGGCUGCGCUAGAUUACUACAAGAAACUAAACGAUGUCGCUAGCAGAACCCGCCGUUCAAUCGCCGAGGCAGAACAAAGUUCGGAAAACAGUACGGGUACAUCUGCAACCGGAACGGCUGGCACCGGUGGAGGCAGCGUCGGCGGAGGAACCGGUUCCGGUGGUUCACCGCAACUACCGCGAUCCCAGAGUGGCAUAAGCAUGAAAUCGAGACGUAGUAUUCCUUCGCAAAAAUCCGCCUCUAGAGCGUCGGUUGAUGAGUCUAUUUUAAUUACAGCGGAACUGCACGACCUCCCCGAGGGCAGUGAGAGCGGUGACUCCGAGACGGCCACCGAAGUGGAUGUCGCAGAGAAAACGUCCAAGUUCAAGGUGGACACCGAAAGCAGCAACCGCAAGCAGUCGCAUCCGAACUCCCGCAAAGGGAGCCGCGAGAAGCGGCCGUCAAUGAUCGGCGAGUACUACACGACAGGUACGCGGAUUCGUGGCUCCCACGGCAACAUUCAGCAUACUAAUCGAACGUAUUUUGGUUCAAAUCGCGCCAUUAGCUUAGAUCAGUAUAGUAAUAACCGUCGAAUGUCCGACGGCAUCCAGAUACAGACAGUGGCGUCGGAUAACAGUGUGUACUAUCACCAGCGGCAGCACCGCAGUCUGGAGCAUGACUCCACCGGGAUGUACUCGUCGUCGGACAAGAGUACCAGUCUGAAUAGUACCAGCGAACAGCAGCAGCCGCCGCAGCAGCAGGCGGGGCCGCAACUGCAACAGCAGCAGCAACAGCAGGUGGGACUGGGGCCAUACCAAUCUAGUCAACAUGCGCAUUUACAUCACCAUCAUCAUCAUCAUCACCAGUAUCAGCAGGCGGCGGCUGCGCUACAUCAGCUGCGAGCGGUUCAGGACUGUGAGAACAUGAACAUUAGCGUUCCGUCGACGAUGGCGGCUGUCGCUUCAAGCAAGCUGUACACAAAUUUGAACAAUAACAAUAAUAGUAGCAACAAUAACAAAAAUGUUGGGAAGAAAAUGAACUGGAGUCAACAGCAGAAGCUGGAGAAGAUUCGGAAUGCUAGCAACAAUAACAACAACGAGAGAGAGACUAGGCAGGAUGGUACGAGUGGAUCGAUGGGGAAGACCGGGAAUGGAGGAGUAAAUGGUUCCAAUGGGACGACGUCGAAAUCAAUCAUAUCAAGACUGAAACAACUGACUGGUAGGUUGAGCUUUAGUUUUGACUCGAAAGAAUCUAAGAAACUGCAGCUGCUGGCGAACAGCAGUGGAGAGGACGGCAACGAAUCUCAGUCCGACGGAUCGGGCAAAGGUGGUUGCGCUCAGAGGAAGAAUCGUAUUUUGGAGAAAUCGAAGACUGUUGACGUAGGAGGACCGAUUGCUAUUUGCGAUGUCAGUGGGGAGUGCGUCGGGGACUAUUGCUACCCCGGAGGAGUGAUACUGAAUCAACCAAAGUCGAUUUCGCCGAUUCUGAUGCAACAUCGGAACAGCGAAGUUAUUAGCUCGAUUAAUACGGCUCGGAAUCGGGCGUAUAGCUUGGAUGUUCCGAUAUCGCGGAACUGCUGUCGAAGUUUGAGUGGUAGCACUGCCGGUGGAGGAGGCUCCAGUUGCGGUGGGAGCCACAAAAGUCUGACCUUUUCGUUGAAUAAAUCUCUCAACGAGGAAGCGAACGAUACGACCAUCAGUUCCGGAGGCGGAAUUCGUCCCCCGCCGCUUGAUGACACCACUAAAAGUGCAGGCAGUAUCAGCGAGACCAUUUGACAACACCCGUACGAGCCAUCGUUGCAGGGUAUCCUGCUUGCAUCAAGUUCACUGCAAACGGAUUCUCCAACGCCACCACCUUCGAAUCAAUCGAAUCAACUGUUACCGACCAGCAGCAGUUCCGGGGGUAGUCAUCAUCAUCAGCAGCAGCAGCAGCAGCACCAUCGGAACCGAAGACAGUCAUCGCAGGAGGAAAACGGUGGUAGUGGUGGUGGUGGUGCAGGGUCUCAACGGGCCCCGUACGCCGAGUCGGAAUCGAUUUCCUCCAAGCACACAUCGGUGCUGGUUAGCUACUGGACCUGUUUGACGGAACGGAUGAGCUCGUUGAUCUGCAAGUGCUGCGAACGGACACUGCCUCCACCGCCGGCGGAAAGCGUUUGAGAAUGAGGGGUGCGGGUGGUGGGCGGUAGGUUCAGCGUAGCGUUCGGUUGCCAAACAAGGGUGAUGCGGGGGGAAGCGUUUCGGACGGGUGCGUUGCCUUUUUGGCCGUCGUCUCGUGUGUGCUCUAAUUCAUGUCUUUGUUAGUUUUCAGGCUGCCGAAUUGUUCUUAUUCUAUUGAAAUUAUUUUUUAGAAGCAGACAAAAUUUCUGACGGCACCACCUGUUGGUGUCUAGCUGAAACUCGUUUGAAUUUCGACUUAAAGACGCUGAAUACCUCUGGAUAAAGACUCGCCAUCUCUAUCUUAUUCUUAUCAUUUAUCAGUAAGUGUCACUCCAGUCGAACACGAGACCUGUCAAAAGUCCUCAAUCCGAAGAAAAUCGCUUCGAAUCCUUCUGGAACGAGAACCAUUGACAGGUCUCGUGCUCGAUUGGAAUGAAGCUUACUGAUAAAUGAUAAGAAUAAGAUAGAGAUGACGAGUUUUUAUCCAGAGGGAUUCAGCGUCGUUAUUUCGACUGUACACAAACAAUAUUCUGUCGGAUUAGAUUGCGGUAUAUAUUGGAGUGUAAUUCGUGAUCUUCCAGUAUACAUUUUACUUUUUCGUAAUUGAGUUCUAUUGCAGCCGGUUUAGGUUGAAAACGUCACAAAUUAGGUUUGUUGCAGUACACGGAAGUCAAUCCGGAGUAAAAAGAAGCAAAAAAUACUUGCUCUUUUUACUCCUAUUUGCUACCUGAAGAAAAAAGAGAAGAAUACAGGAAGGAUUUUCUCCGGAGUACUUCCAGUUUCUCCUGGUACUGGAACAAACCUAUUAACUCAACAUAUUUGACAGUCCGAUAGUACUGUUAACAGGAACUCGAAUUUGUUUCAAGGGAACCGAAUUGUUGACAAAAAAUUUUCUAAGGUCAUGUAAACUUAAUCUCGACAAUUUUAUGAUUAGGGAGUAUAAACCAACUGUCAAAAUUCACCUUGAGGAGAAAUUCUGUAGGGGAAUUAUGGUUAAAACCGACACCUUAAGCUUAACACUUUUUCUAAGUUGCCACAAAACCAAUAAAAUUAUAAUUUUUAUGCAGAAUUCUUCUUCAGAAAAUUCUUAACAAGACUUAAUUUUUUCAGCGCUUCAAAAAAUUAAUUUCAUUAAAAAAUAUUGGUUGUAAAACAUGGAAAACAAAGUUACUUUUUGUAAGCACUGCGGGUAAAACCGACACCCCAUAGGGGUAAGAUCGACACCCCCUUUAAUUUAUUUUCUCUCCACUUUAUUAAAAUCUUUAUCUUUAUUAAAAAUGAGAUAUAUGCGUGAUUAAUAAAGUGUGAGUAUGUAUGAUGCAAAUAUGUGCUUUUUAUUGCUUCAUCAUGUAGUGAGGGGAAGAAAGUUCGAAAGCGUAGUACUAUAAAUAAGAGUAUUUUAUGCUAUAGGAUUAUUUAUUGAUAUGAGUAUUUCCAAAUAAUCCUUGCGCACAUCAUUGCAACCUCCAGUGUCAUUUUAUUUAAUAAGAGAAGAUUUUCAAGCGUUCUACGUUCUGCUAAUUGGAUUCAUUCACUUAUAAGACACACACACACACACACACACACACACUUCUUAGUAAAACUAUCUUUUUCAGAUUUGAUUUUUCGGACUCUGAUCAUCAACGAUCUAUUGAAGUAUACAUAAUAUCAUUGUCUCAUUGUGAUAAAAUUCGUCUAUGACAAACCAAGAGAACACUAGAAAUUUGGUUUGAUGACCUUUUUGCAGAAAUAGCAAAAGCUUCGUUAGAAUCAGAUAACCAAAAAUUCCAAUUUUUGAUUUUUAAAGAGACUUACAAGAAAUAAACACAAUAAAAGUAUUUCUGUGUAUUUCUGCUAAUACUAUAGUGUUUUAAUAGGUUAAUUGAAGUGUCACAAAGAUCCCCAGUAUUUUGAAAUGAAUCGCAACUAUACACAACCAUCUUAACAGUGUGUCGGUUUUACCCUAACCAUAGGGUGUCGGUUUUACCCCAACAGCGCACAUUUUUUUAUAAAAGCAAUUAAAAAUAUUGAAUUUUUCAAACUCUUCUUCAAUGCACCUAGUUGAUCAUAGGACAGGCCGAUAAUAACAGGUACUGAAAAAUGGGGUGAUUUGAAAAGCUUUUGUUCGGUUAAAACCUUAAAAUCUACCAACGAAAUUUUACAUCCAGACAUUCGGCGCACUAACGUAAAUCCAAUUUUUCUUCUAAAUAAACGUACUAAUAAUAUUGUAUCAUUAUGAAAUGAAUAAAAAUUUGAUUUCUAGGAAAAGUUGUGGGGUGUCGGUUUUUCCCACAAUUCCCCUACAAACUGUUGCUUGGCAGUGACCGCUGUUGGUAAUAAACAUUAGAGAAAAGUUUUCUCUUUCGUAAACUGCUGUGAGCUGUAUUCAGUUGUAGCGGUUUGUCCGAAAUUUCUCCUCAAAGCGAAUUUUGACAGUUGGCUGUUACGCCUCGAUUGUAUCCCAGUAGAGUUCAGCCGAAAAUGAGCCGGAAUUCUUGCUGGUUUUAAUUAGUAUUUCGGCUCCAGUGACACAGCCGAUUCUAAUUAAAAUUUAACUAGGAUGUCAAGAAUUGUUCUCUCCGGGCAAGAUAUGCGAAGAAUAAAACAGUCAGACUAGGAACCUUUCAUUCCAUUGUGAAAAAUAAGCAGUGCUCCCAAACAAAGCUCGAUUUGCUCGGUUGGAUCAAUAGUUUGUCAGUUUCUCUGGUUUGACAUGGCCUUCGCAUAUCUCGAUUAACGACGCUGAAUCCCUCUGGAUAAAAACUCGACUAGUCUAUCGUUUGUUUACCAUUUAUCUGUCAGUGUCAUUCCAAUCGAGCACGAGAUCUGUCAAUGGCCCUCGCUCCUGAAGGACUCGAAGCGAUUUUCUUCGGAUUGAUUGCUUUUGACAGGUCUCGUGCUCGAUUGGAAUGACACUUACAGAUAGAUGAUAAGAAAAAGAUAGAGAUGGCGAGUCUUUAUCCAGUGGGAUGCAGCGUCUUUAAUCUCGAUCUCUAUUAGGAUAACUAAUGUAAACAGUACUUGUGAACUGUCGUAAAAAGUGAAGUUUACUGUGUAAAGAACUCUAUGGUUAAAAUAAAUUGAUUCUGCUCAUUCGACAAGCCUCACACUGGUUUGUUUUUGUGUAUUUUAUUGAUUCAAACACUCGUCAAACGUCAAAAUAUUGUCAAAUAAUUUCGAAAUUACUCAGUUUACAAAUUUUAUUUUGAUAAACUGUUAAGCUUAGAGUUCGAACGCUUUCUGUUCCAUCACUACUUGUUCGGUAUACUGUCUUAGAUGGACUAAUUAUAGAAAAAAUGAAAUUAAUAGAUUCUGUGUUUUGGUUUGAAACUGUGAAAACAACUGUGACUACUCCACCAUGAUUAACACGGUCACAACACUCGUAUCCAUAUCCCGUAUUCGAAAAGAAGUGCCAUCUACAAGAGCAUUUAACUCUAUUUUAAACAAAACAUAUCACUUUCUAUCAAGACUCGACACUGAUUAGAAAAUGAUUUAUCGGAGAUCCGAAUGCGAAACACAACACAUACACACACAAACCGCUGAAAGAGUUUCAAAUCAAACGAAAAUCCGAAUUUACGUAGAAGCCCUCGAGUGCUCGCUAGCAUUUGUCGGGGUCUAUUCAGUAGGCCAGCGAGUCGUUUAGGAUUGAUUUCGAGUAGGUGACUAUCGUCCUAUUUACAUUGCCAAUGAGAAAAAUAGAGGAAACAGACAUCCAAACUCGGAGAAAUUAUUGCGAUUAUCAUACCUUCAACGUUAAAAAUUAUUAUUCUUUGACUGCUAAUUUUUAGUUCGAUUUCCGUUUGGGCUGUCAGUCCAUCCCCUAAAAACUACUGCUCUUGCCAAAAACCUAAUCCUUCCCCGGCACUACCUUACGGCAUUACUUCGGGGAGGGGUUUUUAUGUGCAUAGUACCCACCCUAAUUCAACUACCUGGAAAUUAAUUCCUUCAGUAGGAUUACAGCACCACUCCUCGACACAUCACCAGUUCUUGGUCAUCCGCAUAGACUAGCAGCACAGACUAACAGACAUAACACUAUGAGAAGAUUCCCUAAAAAAACAUAGAUCCGACAAUUUUCCCAGAACACUAGUUACCUCUCAGGUUUGGGAACAAUUUUUCACUAGUGGUCUAUCCCCCAUAUGCUUGUUCAUAUGCCAGUGGCGCCAUAAUUUCAAAUGUGGCCACAGUCUCAACUACAAAUAUAUUUGAAAUGACCGUUAAAGCGGACGAAGUUUUGUUUUUGAGUGUUACAUCGUUAGUCUGUGCUAGCAGUUUUUGCAUGACAGUUGGAAACCUAACUGUAGGUCGAGACUUAGUACUCCUCCCCUAAGAAGAUAGUUUGGGCGGCAAACUUCAAAUUGUCUAAUUUACCGAGACUUUCGGCUCCCUUGUGCCAUUCAGCACCGCGACUUGGCACCCGUGUUCCAUUCAACGACGCAACUCCCACUAGAACCACUUACCUUCCCGACAUGUUCACGAACUACUCGGUCUAGUUCCCGACGAUGGACCUAGCCUACUCCGACGGAGAAAUCCCCGGCGAGAGAAGUUCCCCAAAACCGAGCGAACCAACCAGGUGUCGAGGCCAGUUCGGCGAUUCUGGCGAAGCAGGGCGUCCGGUUUGCUGGUGCCCCGGCGACCCGUGACUGGUAUUUGUUUUGUAGACCAGAACCGGGUUCUGCAAAUAACUCAACAUUCUACACAGACAGCUGAGACAAUAGUUGUGUGCAGUGGUUCAUCAAUUGCUUCUCAGCUCGCGCUAUUUGACAGGUGCUUGACGUCUAUCAUAAACAAAGAAUAACAGCGAUUCUUGCUUCUCUUCUACUUGAGCGCCGUCUCGGCUCUUUCCUUCAUUGUCCGAAUGAUGUAUAGACUUCGCUUUUCGGAAUUUGAAAUUGUUUAUACAAGCCGUGAUCGCUCUCCGCAAAUUUUGAAGUGGAUAAUCCUGUUGAGUACAAUACUCUCCAAAAAUUCCCAGAGUAUGCAACCAGCAUCGAAGAAGAAUUUCCUGUUUAUGACAGUAGUACAAGCUUCCGUAUCAAAUAUGUGCCAGGGAAAUGACCCGCAGCUAGAAAUUUUUGGAGCCCCAUCCUGAGCAUGUCUGGGAAUGCCUGGAUUGAUACUCUCAAAGUGACGUUGGAGAUUCAAUCCGAUCCAGAAACUUUCUUUACCUUCAAACCUUUCAAAAUGCCCCGUUAGUUCUUCGUGGGAGACUUGUGCUGCUCCGGUGUUAUUCCGCGUAACUUCGUCUUACGGUAUAAUUGACCAUAUCGUAGGAACGUGCUCCGAGAAGAACCUUCCUAUGUCAUCACCACAUGACAUGUAUCGCUCUAGAACAGAUGUCACGUUUUAGUGUGGCUCAUACGGUUCGGAGCAAUAUAUUUUGCUCCUCUCUGUUUGUUUCGGUACUUGGUCUCUUAACGUUACUUCUGGCUCUUCCUUAUUUUCUGUUUUCUUGGCAUGGAGCCCUCGCUAACGUUUUAGUUAGCUCUUCCGCAAGUCACAGCAGUUGUUUAUUACGUUCCUUUCUCACUGUACAUAUUGGCCUGAUUGAAAACCAACCAAAUUAUCGACGAAGUUAAAAUAAACACAACAGACUGGGAAAGAACCAUGCGCAACUCACUGUGUGAACGAGAUCUAUUCCCCGAGGGUUGCCACCUCUAGUACGCCUUUCACCCGGAGAUUUUUACUGACCCAGGAUGCAAAAACAUGGGUAUAGGCUCAAAUCAGACAGAUAUAUUAAUCAGAACGAUUUAUCGACAUUUUAGAAAAAUUUAAUCGCGUAUUAUUAUCUAAAAAACAAGUAUAAACCUUUUGAUUCCGUCAGUAACUCGCUAGGGUUGGUUGGUUGGAAAAUUACCAAAUUGACUCACAUUCACCGCUGUUUUGUAUUGGCAAAGCAUAAUGCGUACCACUGUUCAGUUCCGUUCACAUUAGGCUUUGUGAACACUAAUUUUUCGCGUUAGUAAACAGUUUUGUUGGUUUAGAUGGGUGUAGAAUUUCAAUUUCCCGGUUAACCGCAAAGAACCCAAGAGCACCAGCCACUCUCGCUGUAGUGAAUAAGCCGAGCAUUGCUUUCCGCCACAGCGGAAGAGAAGAGUGAACGACACUGCAGCGUCUGCUGGUCAAUCCCGGACGGGUGGCAACCCUAUCCCUUUCGUCUUUUCGCCCCGCUAAACCGCAUUUCAUGUCAAUAAGAUACUCGGGCAGCCAAUAAGCGUUCAAAAUAUACUCAUGUUAACAUCUAGUGCAUUGUGCCCAUUCCCUUACGUAAACUGUUACUAUUUGAUCCUAUCUCACUUUUCAGCCUGACACUUGCCGUCGCCGGCACUCCAUGCCGUUGUCAACGCACGAAUACCGAUGUGACGAAGGCGGGUCCCUCUGAUGGUCCUCCAUCGUCGCCGAUGCAAUCAUGUUCGAUCGCUCUCUUCUGAGCGCUAGAUGGUUCGAAUGUGCUGAUAGCACACUAACGCGGGCCACCCGUUUCUUCUGCUUCACACUGCUUCGAUCUUCGGCACUUUUUGUGCCGCAGCAGCCACACCGUGCCACAAUUCACACAAACUAUCCGGUUGACGGCAGAGAGACCAUCGCUCUUACGUCUGCUCACGUUCGCGAGGAGCGCACAGUCGAAGACGGCACUAAUAGGGAGAUACCACUUGCUAUGUAGGACUUUUCAGGUUAUUGUUUGGUUAUGAUGGCAGUUUUACCUCUGGUCGAGAGCCUUCUUUAGGAACUGUAAGUCGUAGUUACACUGUUUAAGAUCCAGUGAUAUGUUUCUGCGGAAUAUCGUGUGCUGUUGGGAAUAAAUUAUGUUACUUCAAUUGAGAAUAAUUCAUCUCGUAGUAGACGAAUUUCGCGCCAAAUUGUAUUCAGAGUUGGCAGCACCCUCUCGGAUUCUAAUCAAACUUUCUGUACAUGAAGAUUUUGUCACAAAAAGCCACUUUGCAUAUUUUGUUUUUCCAAAAACGAUCUAGACUGUCUUUUGAAAAGGGCCAAACUUUUUUACCAAUUUUUUUCAAAUGGUUAUAGUCUAAAAAUGACAAAUCCUACAAAAAAUGUUGUAGGAGUGGUUUUCACAAAAUUAUUCAAAUUUUCGAAAAAAAAUAUUGAAAAAAUCCUUCAUUGACUCCUACACUGAAAAAAAUCGAUUUUUAAAAUUUAAAGUCGAUUUACAAAAAAAAACCAUUUUUGAUUUGGAUGAAAUUUUGUUCCAAGAUUAUUAUGUUCCCUACCUACCAUCAAAAAUUCAAGUAGGGUACUUUUAAGAAAAAAGUCAUUUGAAAAAAAUUUUUCCUUGUCCAAACUGAAUUUUUUUCUUCAGUGUAGUUUUAUCGAAAACUAAACCAAUGAAAGUCAUAAUCAACUCAGAAUCCAAUAAAACUCAGUUUGUGAGAAGCAUAUUUUUAUUAAGGGGUUAACUACUUUUUCAUUUUUCAUAAAAUCGAUUUUUUACUUUAUCUGAAAGUACAACUCCUUGAGAAUGUUUUCCUAAAUUUUUAUUAAGAUCCGAGAAAUAGAUCAAAAGUUACAGCGCUUCCAAGCGCGCUUCGUCUACCAAGAGCAGUGGUAAUUUGAAAUUUUAAACUCGAUUAUCUCGAAAUGUCGUUUUACUAAAAAUGGUUUUUCCGUGAUCACGAUUGCCGAAAAAUUACUCAAUCAAUUUGCUUAACUUUUUUGCAAUUGAUCGUAAUUAAUUUUUCUCAUGCUUUAACGAUUUCUUUUUUAUUCAUAAAUUUUUGUGUCAUGGAUAUGAUUUUUUAGUACCAUUUUUAGAGCUUAAAACAGCGAUCUUUUACUAAAAACGUUCUCUAAUGCAGGAAAAAAUGAUUCAAUUAAUCGUUAAGGUACGAGGAAUACUCAUAUACUAAUGAAAUUUUUUGAGUUUUGGGAUUUUAGAUGAUCUCCAAUCGUGAUCACCGCAAACCUCUUAAAUAAAAAAGGGUUUCGGGGAAAAAGCCAUAACUACGCCAAUUAUCAAUUUAUUUUACUAAACUUAUGCUUGUUUAUUUUACUGAAAAAUGUACUGCUAAAAUAUUAUAAGUUUGAUGUAAUGAAAUCAUUGCUUUAUUGCUUUACGUAAAUUCAAACUUUCUUGACAUUGUCAUCACUAAAAGGUAUGUAACCCCUUAAUCAAGAAUUCCAUUGAAAAGAGUUUAUGUAGUUAAACAAAUAUUCUAUUAUUACUUUUUUAUUUUCUUGUUUAGUGCUGAGGAAGAAUCAGAGAAAGAAUAACCACCACAACAUUAUGUAUUGAAUUUUACAUAAUUAUUUAUUUAUUUUUAUAUAUUGUAUUUGUCCUAAUACUAUCUUCAUGCAUGCUAUUUUGUAUUAUUUCUAUACAAGGAAAAUAUUUUUGGUUCAUCUUCUUAAUUAGAAUACCUUAUCGUCUCUAUUUGCCCCCAGGAAUAGGCACAAAACUGUCGAAUUUUUGAGUUCCAGAUAUUGUUUUGGCGUUAUUAUACAGCUCUUGGAGUUAUUCUGACAUUUUGUUGUACCGUUCAGUGAAUAUGUAGCAGAAAAUUAAUUUUGUGAAAUUUUUAUCAAAACAACUGCCCAGUUAUAUAACUCUCGGGGACUUGUUAUGGUAUUUCCAGAGUCGCGAGCAAGAUUGGUUCUUUUUGCCAUUCGCUUGAGAGUGGCACAAAUAGCAUCAUAGGGUCCUUUUCCAUGGGAUGCUGCAACAAAAUGUCAUUCUGCGCUUAACUCAUACUUUGUCUGGAAUCUACACAAUCUUGCGAAGUUUUGCUAAUUUUUCUAUUGUGCUGCUGUUCCAUCAGACAUAAAAUAAAUUUUGGAAAAGUUUGUCAAUUGUUUCAUAAAAUUUAUCAGUUUAGAGAGGUACAAACGAACUGCAGUCUUCAAGUCUUCCAGUCUUCCGAUCUUCCAAUCUUCCAGUCUUCAUUCAAGUUUGUUAUGAAUACAUACCAAAUUCGUUACUGAUACUUUUUGCAUAUAUCAGGCAACUAGCAGCUGGGAAAAUUAUUCUAAGAUGAUUAUGACUUUCAUUGGUUUAGUUUUCGAUAAAAAUACGCUGAAAAAAAAAUCAGUUUGGACAAGAAAAAGUUUUUUUCAAAUAACUUUUUUCCUAGGUAGGGAACAUAAUUCUUGCAACAAAAUUUCAUCCAAAUCAAAAAUGUUUUUUUUUGUAAAUCGGCUUUAAAUUUUUAAAAUCGAUUAUUUUUUUCAGUGCAGGAGUCAAUGAAGAAUUUUUUCAAUAUUUUUAUUCAAAAAUUUGACUAAUUUUGUGAAAAUCACUCCUACAACAUUUUUUGUAGGAUUUGUCAUUUUUAGACUAUAGCCAUUUGAAAAAAAUCGGUAAAAACAAGUUUGGCCCUUUUCAAAAGACAGUCUAGAUCAUUUUUGGAAAAACAAAGUAUGCAAAGUGACUUUUUGUGACAAAGUUCUCAUGUACAGAAAGUUUCACUAAAAUCUGAAAGGGUGCUGCCAACAUUUGUUCGAGUUGGCGCGAAAUUCGUCAGUAGGCACUUAGGCUGGCGCUUUCGUAAUGACUUCUCGAUCCUUCGCGUGCUUGUGCGUGAUCUCUGUACGGUAUGAACUUUCGUGAGCUAAGAGAGUCCCAGUGCAAUGACAGUUUCCAAGCAACCAAAAGUUCGUAUAAAGCGGACCCUACACGAACAUUGUCAAUAAAAAUAUUGUCAAGAUUGCUUCAAUACGUCAAUCCCAUUUGAAUUCUACAGAAUCAAUACUUUCAAAAUGUCCUUACACGACCAAUAUAUUGAUCAAUAAUUAGUUUAUUGUCAAUAUUUCUGCUCCCUUAGUGUGAAUAUCCCGAAUCUGGAAGAUCACCCAGCACGCUCUGACAGUCAAAUAGGACCUUUCCUGUUGCUGGUAAAUAAGUGAGCAACACAGGGAUCGUUACUCCCCAACCAAAUGUACGAUUGCUGUGAUGGAAAGGCAUCGACCAUUUCUGUACUACACAGGGAGCUGCAUAAGCUUCGCAUUUUAAGUAAUUUUGCAAUACGUUUUCUGUUCUAAUUGCGGCUUAAGCAGUUUUCAAGUUCCAUUAAAACUGAAGCAGCUUGAAAGUUUACUAAGAACUUUAUGUGAACUAUAAAGUGUGCGUUUUAAGUAUUAUCCGCACUUCUGGUUGUUUGUGUUAAUUUUCCCUCGAAACUGAUGGAUUGUCUCUACGAUUUUUUAAAACUACGCUAAUUAAGAAUUUUUCUCUCGUGGGUUCGAUGUGUAGCGUAUCGAAGCACUACGAAAAGCCGUUGUUAGCAUUUCGUUUGGUUGAGUGAAGACCAUAGUUCCAUUUAGGACAGGAUCCGCCAUCUCUGUUCCUGGCCAUAGAUGUAAUGCAGAGCAAAUAAGGAGAAAGAUAAAAAAUACUCUUUGCACUUUUCAUGCGAACCACCGCUCUACUCUUUCACAAUAAACCUCUUCACUCCGAUAUGUGUUGCUCCCAUACGUACAUUCUACUCCAUGGCUGCACACCUCAAAGAGUAGAAAUAAAGAGGCUCUUUAGUGUGAAUCUUGGUCCCAUGCGCACGGAAGCAGAGAAGGCAACCAAAAAACAUUUUAAAAAUCCAAUUUUUCCAUCAAUCUUUAGCUGAAUUGUAGUUUUAUUCGCCUUCCUACCUGCUUGCCAGUGAGGGGAGGCACAAAAAGAAGGAUCUUCAAGGUGACUCUUUGCGCGAAAUUGUGCAGCUCUUGGUGCACAGAUCUUUCUCUUUUUCGUUUUCAAGUUUCUCUUUGUGCGAUCGUUCUGUACAUUGCAGUGUUUUUGUGCUGCUCAUUUUUCAUCGGUGUAUUUCGCUCUUUGUGCACAUUGAGUGAGUAAAUAACAAGCCUGUCCCUGGCUGUCGAAACAAUCUCAAAUCAGACCCAAAAAUAUUUCUAAAACUACAUCAAAUGUAAAUUUGAUUCUUCUAUAAAACGAAAUCUAAUCGAAUUUGAGAAUUCGUGAAAUUGGUUCAUAUAGAAUUAAUUUUUAAUCUAAUCAAAACGAGUAGAUGUUAAUCCAACAUAUGUUAGUAUGGCGUUGGCGGUAAAACAUGAUGAUGAGUUAUGUUCUUCCAUAGACCAUGCGGUAGACUUGGGUGCAACGCUCAACUCCUACUUAGCAGAAGGCAAAGAAUUCUUUCCUUUCGAUCAUGUCCAUAUGAACCUGCAUAGUCCUAGUUUUCCGUUCUAAGUUUAUAACUGAUUCGCUCUAGAAUACCUAUUCAUCUUUCAAUUUCAUUGCUUUCGUUUCUCUUAGUCUCAAAUAGCCAACAAAAUCGAUACAGUAAUCCAACAUAUUGGCAACACUGUUGAGUUACUUUCAAGAGGAAUGAAGGAUGAGAAUGUCUAUUAAACAUAACUCCACAGUGUAAUACGCUCUUUGCGUGUAUGCCUUAAACAAAUAACUUUCUGCUCGUACGUUCUCGCCCGUUAUUGCCGCAUGGUUUUGUUGACCAAUGAUGCAUCGAACGGCCAGAUGGCCAUUAUACGAGUAGUCUUCGUAAACAGUUCAACUCAUGUUUGCCAAAGAGCUAAGUCAAUGAUGAAAUCCCAGCCAUCCGUACGAAAAGAACUGCCGGGGCCCUCUUUGCAUAGCCUAUCAUCCAUUCUGGAACUGAUUCCGGUCACUUAAUAUAGACUAAAUUCUGUGGGAAUCUAGCUCAUAUUUCUAAUAAAAUCCCCACUCAAGGUUAAAAAAGUCCUUUCAAGAAUCCUAAUGGAAACACAUUCAUCCUCCCAUGAGGAUCCCAUAAGAAUCUUGAGAUGAAUGUCAUCAGAAUCCCGAGAGGGAAUUAAUCGGAAUUCUACCAUAAGCAAAGAUCGGUAAAUCGGAUUGCUAAGAAGGAUUCUAUCUGAAUACCAAUUGGAAUACUAAAAAAUUUAAACAGUAUUUUGAAAAGGAUUAUAUCAGAAUGUUAUUCAUUGAUGCACCAAAAAUAUUUAUUAUUGAAAGAGAAUAAACCGGGGUCAGUGACUAAAGCAACGAUACUGGGACCUUAGAAAUUAUAGAUCACAAAUUUUAUUGAAUCGGUAAAGUCAUCCUAAUUGUAGAACCGGUGAAUUGUACGGCUCGUUAUCCGAAAAGAUGUACAUCGUAUAAUUCCCUUAUUCCACGUGUGAAUGAGGAUUGCGAUACUGAUUGUGUUAUAUCCAUGGGUCGAAUUAAAAUAUCGGACCACCUUAAUAUUGCGAACGUUGGUUUCAAAAGUUUCUAGUCUAGUCUAGUCUAGUCUACACAUACACAGCCAGUACAUGUAGGGAUCCUGGAAAAUUGCAGACGUUCGCCUACAAUUUUUCUUGUCAAUAUUGAUGUUUGUGGUAAUAUGAUAUGUGACACUAUCAUUAAAGCGGCCAGCCCAACUGUGCAGCGUACAAAGUGAGGAUGUUUCAAAAUUAUACGGCAAUUAAAUUAUUCAUUUAAUUAAGAAUAUAAUCAACGAACAAUUUCAAACCUUGAAUAAGGCAGAAACAUGGACAACCGUACUGAUCGUUUCAAUUUGGUGGGGAUUUGAUAAAUCGUUGGGAGUGACUUGGCUAAGAGGGUUAAUGUCACUCGUUUGGUCCUAAGUUCCUGGCAUGGGAUGGGACAGAAGUAUUUAGCCCUGUCCUGGCUAAUGAGCCUAGGUUAUAGAGCCUUUACUCGCUCUACAUCUUGUCCUGGCUAGCUCUCUGCAAAGAAACAUAAAACAUAAUGUCUAACGCAUUUAGUGAUACGAAGAUGAAAUUUUAAUUUUUAAAUCAAAAGCUUACCAGAAAAGUGUAAACCUCUUUUGUAAAGAGCUAGGUAUUAAUUUAAGAUAGAAAUCCUGAAAAUAUCAGUAAUUCUGAUGACCACAAGAGUACAAAAAUGAAACGAAAACUUCGUUAUAUUUAUACCAGACAUACGUGUGAGUCCCGAUUCCAAGCAACCGUUUCCGUACGCGUUAUCGAUGUUUGCACGCCAACAAUUGAUUAUGGUAACAAGAUGUACUAGAGACAGGCAAGAGUACUAUACUACUGUUUUAUUAUUGUUAUAGUCUUCUAUACUACAAUCCUAAUGAAUAUACAGACUAUAGUAUUAUUAAUAGAAGAAAAUUUAAUAGAACUCAAUAGAACUUUACGGAAUGUCAAAUGUGCAUUCUGAUAAAAAUUGACUACACCAAAUUUUUUGAAAAUGAAUUUUCAAAUAUAGUGCACUUUAUAUUCGUAAAUGUUGAAUUUUCGAACCACCCCAAUUGCUAAAAUAUUGCGGCGAAAAAAGGAAAACUUCGCAUCAAAUAUGAAUUCAGCGCCACAAAAUUACCCCAAUGUGAAGUUUAUAAUCGUUUAUAAAAUUACGAAAUAGGACCAUGAACAAAAAUCAUGUGCUUUAUAAUUAUGUUUAAUUUCCCUUCAGCAACGCCCGCAUAACGCUUUUAUUAGUGGAAACAUUUGUUUUUGUUUUGUGAACUUCAGUCACACUUUCCACCAAGUCACUAUUGAAUCGAUUUUCUGUACGUGAACUAGUUCACAACUUUAUGAAUAUUAUUCAUAAAACCAAUGGUUAACUCAUGAUGUUGUUCAUAGAUUUAGAAACAUUAGUACACAAAAUCAAAACAUUAUGGAUAUUAUCUCAUGAACUAGUUCGCGAAACUCGGAAUUUUGUUCAUGAAUCCUUUCAAUCCUCGUGAACUAAUUCAUGCCUAAUAUAUUAGUCACGAUCCAAUAUCCGUGCUCGUGAAAUAGUUCACAAAGUUAUGAAAUAUUUUUCAUGUAUUCGUGAACUGGUUCAUGGAUCCUAGUAUAAUAGCCACAACUUACCAUUCAUGCUCGAGAAAUAGUUCACAAAAUCAUCAAAUAUUGAUCAUGUAUUCGUGAACUAAUUCAUGAUUCCUAAUAUAUAGUCACGGUCCAUUAUCCAUUCAUGCUCGUAAAAUAGUUCGCAAAAUCAUGAAAUAUUGUUCAUGUAUUCGUGAACUGGUUCAUGAUACCUAACAUAAUGAUCACGACUUACCGUUGAUUGUGAAAUAGUUCACGAAAUCAUAAAAUAUUCAUGUAUUCGUGAAUUGGAUCAUGAUCCCUAGCAUACGUCUGACAAUUCGUCAAAUAGUUCACAAAAUUAUGAAAUAUUAUUCAUGGAUUCGUGAACUAGUUCGAGAUGAACGCAACGCUCACGAAAAAAAAAUCGAUAACACACACACACACACAACGAGCCUUUGUUAGUAUUUGGUUUCGUAUCAAAUUGCUGCUUACGAAUCUCACAAAAGAUUCCCUUUCUUCUCCACCCUUACAUUCCCCCCACCCAUCCAUCCAUCACACGAAAUCUCGACGGUGAUGUUGUGCUGCACUACAUUUUGUUUUGUUCAAUUCUUUUCUCCGCUGCUAUAAAUAGCUCAUGACCUGAAACUUCUAGUAAAAAAAUCCGACGUCAGAUUCCUAGAUUAGAGCCGACAAACAUCUAUUCGCUAAAAACACCUCUUUACAACCCGUACCAUGACGACAUGUACUCGCUGCGUAGUAAAAUGGCAUAUAUAUGCUUCACACUAAUGAUAAGUGAGAUAAUAUCGUUUGGCUCCCCGCCGCCGCGCCGGUAUUUCAGUACCGACAUUGGCGCCUUUUGCUUUGUACCACUUUCCCGCUGUUUUAUAGUUUUAUAGUUAACUAUAUUUUAGAGUUGUUGAUAUAGUUCACAAAACUGUUGAUAUCUUGAACAUGAGUCACAUUACGCCACUUGUCAAAUUGAAAAGUAAGCUUUAUAAUAAAAUAUCAGGAUAAAGUGAACAGAAAUUACGCAAAUCGUGACUAAGAUCUUGAAAUCAUGAACAUAAACCACACUAUUCGUGACAAAAAUGUCAAAAAUCGUAACUAAGAUCCUGAAAUCAAGAACAUAAAUAAUCAUAAAUCUCUACUCGUGACUAAAAUAUCACGACAACGUAAAUAGAAAUCACGAAAAUCAUGACUAAAAUAUGACGACAACGUGAAUAGAAAUUACGAAAUGCGCGACUAUGAUCAUGAAAUCAUGAACGUAAAUCCUCCGUCUUAUAGAAAAAUUCGAUAGUAAACUCAUGAAUAAAAUAGCACGGUAACGUGAUGAGAAAUCACAAAAAUCGCGAAUAUACUCCUGAAAUCAUGAACAUCGUUUGACUGUCGGCUGUGUAUUCCCAAAUUAUGAACAUGAAUCAUAACAAAAAUUAAACAUGUCUAGGGAACAACAACAGUAACCCAACCAAACAUUCGAAUGUAACGCCAUGUAUAUAUUCGGGGUGAACUAGUUUUUUAGAAACAAAAUUGUUUCAUGAAUACGAGGUUUAUUAUUCACAAUUUCAGGAAUUUGGUCACGAUUUUAGUAAAUCGUUCAGUUCACGAAAUCAUGAUCUUUUGUUCAUGAAUUUAUGAACGGAUUUUUUUCCGUCGGUAUGGCUUCGUUCCCCCGCUGAAUGAAGGCGUGCUGGAACAGUCUACUGUAGUUCGGUCAGUCCUGCUCGUCUUCUUCUUCUUCUUAGCUUCUGUUUGGCUUGUUUGUGAAACAAAGCCCAAAAUGGCACAGCAUAUAAAGCUAUAUUGCCAGUUAAUUUUCGUUUAUAGUCCGAUGGACUUUACUUUUUGUGACUAACCGACGAUAAACUCGCAGCGCCACCAAAUUGGUCCACCACAGCACGAGUAAUUCGCCCAAUCAAGGUGAAAAAAGCGAAUUAUCUAGCACUCGGUGAGAACCAACAUGUCGACACGUUGAAAUUUUCACCGGAAGUCGUCCUGCUCGUCUGAAUAAGCAAGUAGGGGAAGAUGGGGUAAAACGCACCCUCGGGGCAAAAUGCACCCCUUGCUUAUAUCGAAAACAGCUGAAAAUUUCUAGAAAACGGUAACACCAGUCGGAAGUCAGCCAUAGUAAACAUACUUUGUCAAAGUUUGAUAACCGUACAUAAAUAGCAGCUCGAGAAAUAAAUAAAAAACAAUAACGUGCUCUUCUCAUGUAAUUAUUGUGGCUCGUACAACAAGGAUUUUCCGCUCUUAUAAAUACUGUUUUACUAUUAUAUUUGAGCAUUCCAGUUCUAUUCAUACCGCUGUUCAUUAUUCUGUCGCACUAGAUAUGAAAAAUCUACAAAAUAAUUCACUUUUUGCUAAAUUUAUAUCUCAGCUCAAUCGGAGGCAAAAUGCCCUCUUCUCUGUUUUUUCUGAUUUUUAAUCGAAAGCAGAAAAAUCGUUUUGAAAACCUACCAAUUGCAUAACCUAAGGCUAUUUAAUGGCACGCUUUUGUGAAAUCUCGUCAGAAAACAAAACUACUUGCUUGUUCGCCGAGCAUUAUGUCCCGUUGUUGUGGUGCAUUUUGCCCCGCUUAUUUUUCAAAAGGUGAUUUUUAUUGAUUUUUAAGAAUUGAAUUAUUUUCAUGUUUUUGAAUAUUUUGAAAGCGUUAUGAUUUUGAUUACAGAGGAAAAUGUUGGCUAAACGAUAUCAUUAGUAAAAUUCUCCCAAUUGAUGUUCUAUAGCUUAGUUAUGAGCAUAUUUCCUUAGGGGGUGCGUUUUACCCCAUCUUCCCCUAUUUACAAAAUCUACAUAAGCAGAAUGGUCAUAGUGUGCGACGAUAGAAAUUUUUUCUCUGUUUGUUUUUCUUGUUUUGAGGCAAUCAACAAAAUUGUUUCCAAGGCAGCUGAAAACUUUUUUUGGUAACUGACACCAUCAGUUUAUAAGGCCUUGCGGGUUGGAAUAAAUGCCGAGGCCAACAAUUGGUAAUCUUCAAACGAUCAACACCGGAGGGUUUGAGUUUUUCUUUAAAUCAAAAUGAGACUCGUUCGGUUUGGGUUUUGGGUAGAAAAUUUGAAAAUCCGGCCAUAUUUAAUAUAUAUACAAAACUUACCGUUCUACGCUGGCGUAUCAGCUACCGAAAUCGGUGUUGGAUAAUACGGUGAACUAUGGGCGCCGCAUACGAUCUUGAACCUGCUGAAGGCAACACUUAUGCCCCGAAUACUACUGGCACGAGCGAUCUGUGGGGCGUCAGAGAAAUUCGGUGUGCACUUCACAAAUGCCAUUUGUCCUUUCCACCAGCACGUAGAAGCCACAGCUUAACGCUUAAAAUUGUUCCGUUAACUCUGGACCAGCAAUCCAGCGUAUUGUACUUAGUAUUUCACUAACGGGAAUGUGUCGGAAAUGAUCCAACCACCAAUGCUUCGGAAAAUGCAGCAAAAUGUUGCGGACUCUUGAAACCAGCGGACACUUCAGAAGGAAACUUUUGCCUGACUGAACUUUCUUAUGCUGAUUUCGUUUUCAGAUCAGAGUUGCUCUAGGUUCGCUCGGAACUGUCACUUUUGCAUGAAUAUUGUAAACAUUAGAGCGAACCUAGGGCGACUCGAUUCUAAAACCGAAAACAGCAUUAGAGCCAUCGAUGCACUUUAACUUAUUAAUGUGGGAAGUACUCACUAAAACAAAAACCGGAAACAGCACCGACAUUCAAAAUUUUUAACUAUUUUGAAGAAAAAUAUAUGAGAAAGGCAAAAAUUGACGGGAGUGAAAAUUUCUUGCGUCCGACGCGCAACGCGUGCUUUGAUCGAAUCUGCGAACGUUGGUUUCAAAAGUUUUCAAAAAAUCAUAUUUUAUUCCAUUCGUAAAGGAGCGGUAGGGAUAGGUUAGCCUUUUUCGGCGUUUCUAUUCGAUAUAUGACGCUGUCUUUCGUUGUGCGAUUCAAUUCAAAUAAUAAGAAAGACAUUAUCCAACUCGUUUAUGUUGCAUUUUACAUAUUGUUUUGUAGAAGUUGUGGGUGAUAUUGUGAUUUCAAGCAUAAUUCAAAGUAUUUUUUGUUUUGUUUAAAGAGGUUCUAACCUUAGGCUUAUUCGCUUCUUUUUUCGGAUUAUUAAAAUCUCCUUGGGAAAAUUUCUAACCCUAUGUGCGGAGUUGGGAAUCGAACCCAGGUGAGCUGUACACAAGGCAAUCUAUUUCUCAACUACGCUAUUCCCGCCCCGUUGGUAUUUUUUUUUAUUUCAAGCAUUUUGUGUUAUUUAUGCUAAAUUUUAAUUUAUUCCCCAAAUGUCUUCUAUUGGGAGACGAUGAGUCCCUUUAGGCUGUGGUGGUGACCAAGAAACUGUUGCUAGUUCCGUCUUUACGAUUGGUCAUACUGGAUAUGGGGCCCCGUAAUUUUUGGAGGUUAGUUAUUCAUUCACAAUAAUGCCUGUGUAACUUGAUUAUUUGUAUCUCUUCAGUGCGUUACUAAAAAUGAAAGAAAUUUGAAUUAAAAACCGUUUGUAGCUCAAAGUUUAUAUUGUCAUUGUUGUAUCAAUAUUCCAAUGCCUCUUAUUUAUGAAUCGAAAUCGCACAGUGAUUCUCAUUAUGUUGAAAGGUCAUCAAACAACCAAGCGGAUACUAGCGGCAGGCAUUGAACCAAUUCAAGCGUCGCUCAAACAUUUUAAUUAAACUUUCAAUUUAUUUUGAGCAAAAACAAUGAUAUGUUUUGAACUACUUGUAUACAAAGUUCGGAAGAAACUGAACUAUAGUGACAAACAGAACACGAUUCCCAAUAAAUCUGUGUUUGGCAAGCGAACUGCAGAUGUGGCAAAACGAUUCAGGUCUUCAUCACAUUUAGGACCGUCAAUGUACAAACCUUCAAAUGUAAAAUCCUCCAAAUUCUUCUAUUUGAGCUCUCAUGAAGGUCAUCUACUGGCUGGUUUUAGCAUCUUCUACUCUGCUUGGACCCUUUCAGACCUGAUUGAAUUUUCUGAAGCAUUACAAUAUGAAUUAAGAAAUCAACGUAAUGCAUUGAAGUAAAUUAGACGCAAAUAAAUUUCAAGAGGCAUUUUAAUGUAAGUAAACACCCUUUUUCAUAAGCAUUUGAUCGAAUUAUUACUACAUUUUUUAGUUUGAGCUACUAAUUAUAAUACUAAAGUAUGCGUUUAAAAUGACUCUUGUGUUCAUGGAAGGUAACCACGGUUCAAAAUGUCAUCCAAAAAUACUGAAUGAAAAAAAAUGAUGCUGUUUUAUCGAUGGCGGUUAAACCAAGUUUGCAAAUAAUGGGGAUGAGGGAUCGGUAUUCCGCGGAUGAGUUCAUUAACUUAUUGAAGUUAGAUUGUGGUCAUUCCUAUCCUAUCUAACAAACACAAUGUUAUACAGUAAAGGCCCGAUUUUAUCAGCACCCGAUUUUAUCAGCCCCGAUUUUAUCUACCCCCGAUUUUAUCAGUUUUUCGACCCGAUUUUAUCAGCUUCACACGAAAAUUGAUAGUUGGUAGUUUGAUGGGCUCUAGCAGACAAACCAAGUUGAAUUCGAGUAAAUUCUUUUUUGAACUUAUUUUUCUUAUCUUUGAGAUCCGAAACAUGCAAAAAAAAAGGUUUUAUUUUUUUUAAGUUUUUCACCGUCGGACCCCCGGGAAGUUUAAGAUAAAUAAUCAGGAAAGUUUAUGAGGGGUCUCAAAAAGAAUAUUUUAGGGGGUGGGCGUAGCGUAGUUGGUAAAUCGAUUGACCCCGCACAUAGGGUUAGAAAUUUUUCUUAAGAGACUUUGCCUAACCCGAAGAGGCGAAUGACCUUAAGGUUAAAACCUCUAUAAUCGAAAUAAAAAAAAUAAAAAAAUAAUAUUUUAAGAGCUUCGGUUUCUUAAAAAGAAAGAAAAAUAUAUGUCCCGAUUUUAUCAAUGUCCCCAUUUUAUCAGCCCAAAAUUCACCAAGGGGCUGAUAAAAACGGGUCUUCGCUGUAGUUGAAAUUUAUAAUGAAUUUUAUGGCGGCCAGAUAUCUGCCCGUUUUGUUGUUGAGAAAUUUUGUUGAAA
Molecule: messenger RNA, 27222 nt
Organism: Topomyia yanbarensis
Lineage: Eukaryota; Metazoa; Arthropoda; Insecta; Diptera; Culicidae
Product: high affinity cGMP-specific 3',5'-cyclic phosphodiesterase 9A
Exons: 13
Coding region: 3022-7206 (1394 amino acids)
Biological process (GO): cGMP catabolic process
Molecular function (GO): 3',5'-cyclic-GMP phosphodiesterase activity
Source: RefSeq, a predicted model, not a curated record